Molecule: messenger RNA, 2605 nt
Organism: Linum trigynum
Lineage: Eukaryota; Viridiplantae; Streptophyta; Magnoliopsida; Malpighiales; Linaceae
Source: the annotation of a GenBank genome assembly
GCCCACGGUAUCAGCCAAAACAAGUCCCCUUCUUUCCCCACCCUCUACUUUUGAGAGGCAGCAAAAAGAAAAACCCACCACGGAAAAGAGUAAAAGCUGUCCAGAAAGGAGUUGGAUCUUCCAUUAUCAAAACCAAUGGAUUCAGACAGUGUGAAGAUAGAGAAGCAAACAGUGAAAGGGCUGGAAACUGUGGAAGAAGAUGAGGUCUACGACAGCUGGAAUGAUGGAGCAGAAGUGGAAAAGAAGGAAACAGCAGCAACAAUUAGAAGAAGAAGAAGCAAAGGAAGAGAUAUCAUUGUGGCUGUAGAUCAUGGACCAAACAGCAGACAUGCUUUCAACUGGGCUCUGCUUCAUCUCUGCCGCCAGGCAGAUACUCUCCACCUUGUUCAUGCUCUUUCUGAUUCCAAGAAUAGAUUGCUUUCUGACAUGGCUGAAGGGCUGGUAGAGAAGCUCACAAUUGAGGCUUUGAAAAUGGCUAAGGUGAAGGCAGUUGGGAAAAUAGUGGAAGGAGAGGCAAGUAAGGUUAUUUGCAAGGAAGCAGAGAGGAUAAGGCCUGUGGCAGUUGUACUAGGAACCAGAGGCAGAAGUCUAUUUCAAAGUGUGAUGCAAGGAAGUGUUGGGGAGUAUUGCUUCCACCACAGCAAAGCUCCAGUCAUAAUUGUUCCUAUGGAAUGUAUGAAUGAAGCUUAGAUAUGGGGAAAGAGGAGGUCAAUGGUGGUGAAAGCAAUUGGAAGUGCUGGGGAGUUGAAGCUCUUGGAUUCACAGAGAUGGGUUACUAAUUAUCUAUGUCCAUACCACUAAAUUUUUACGUUUUAUUUCUUAUGAUAAGGUGUAUGCCAAGAAGAUGUGUAUGUUUUGAUCGAUGAAUAUUAAAAAAAAAAAAAGAGUGGAUCUUAGAUGAAAUAUUUGAAGUCACACCAAAUGGCGAAGUGGAGUGAGAAUUAAUUUGAUGAAGCUAGUAAGGGUAAAAUAUCUUGGGUACCACUUAAGUUUGCGAAUUGGGGUAAACACACCACUUAAGUUUGAAUAGGACGUUGGGUAUCAUUAAAGUUGUCAAAAUGUAUAUCUGUUUACUUUUCCAACCAACCCGAAUUUUUAAUUACUUUUUGAUACCCAAAACUUUUAAAAACAUCCAAAACUAUAUUUCAACAAGUUUUAUCUAAUAUAAUAAUUAGAAAACCUUCUAAACAUAUUAUUACUAUAAUGACUAAUAAAAAAAAUUCAAUAAAAUGGAUAAAUUAGUAAAAAUAAUAAACGAAUAUCAAGAAGAAGAAUAAAUAUUAGAAUAUCUAUAUAAACCCCAUAAUUCAAUUAAAAGCACCAUUAGAAAUAGUUAAAAUAGAACCUAAUCGAUCAUCAAUAUAUCAAAAUGAAAAAUGAUAAAUGGAACACAAUCAGAAAGAAUUAAAUAAUAUCCACUAAUUGAAAAAAAUUAGAACAAAAUGAGAUGGAAAGUAACAAAAUAAUAAAUAAAAUAUAAAAGCUACUUCAUUCGGUAAAAAAUAUAGAAAAGAAAAUAUGACUAUAAAAGCUACAACAUUGUUUAGUUACAACAUUCAUGAAAUAAUUAAAUUAUUAUAACACAUAAUGAUAAUUAAAAAUAAUUAUAAUGAUAAUUGAUUCAAAAUUUUCUAUUCAAAAAUUGGUUUGGUAUCAAGUAUUCAAAAGAGGAUUAUAACUAAACACUAAAAAAUGAUGUUUUUCAUAAGUCCAAAUGAAUUUUUUACAAUAAAAAAGUAGAAGGACCAAUUAUGAAAUUAAGAAAACGGGAUAUUCCAAGAAUAUUCUGUCAACUUUAACGAAAUGCACUUAGCAGUAAACUUAAGUGGUACCGGGUGCACAUAUAAUAGAGUUUAGUAGUACCCAACGCCCUAUUCAAACUUAAGUGGUAUGUCUACCACAAUUCUCAAACUUAAGUGGCAACUAAGAUAUUUUACCCAAGCUAGUAAACUACCAAGAAGAUUUGAUAUUUUUUUACCUCGAGAAAAAAAAAGGAUUAAAUUGAGAAUUAAAAAUCUAGUCCAAAUCUUCUCUGGUUGGAUUGUAAUCAAAAGACACAUUUGUCAUUCUAGUUCCUAUAUAUACUUGCAUCAUAUAGUGGAAUCGUUCUAUCUCAACACAUCAAAUUCUUACGAAAAAUAGAUCUGUAAAUUGUGUGACAUCUUGCAUGCAAUUGAUCACUUCUAAAUGUAGAACUUUAAGUACCAUAACAUAAAUGAAAAUCUUUUUUUCUAGCCUUGACAACAAGACAUGAGUAUUGUAUCAAUCCUAUCCACUACCCACAUUCCACAUAUACGACUUAUGUACAACCUUGAUGCAUUCCAUUACGAGGAGGAAGAUUGUGCUAUGUAUUUGCAGGGAAAAGAAAUCGACAGUAGAGUAAUAUAAAAAAAAAAGAAUAAACUUGGAAUAACAACCCUGAGUUUAAUAGGAAUAUAUGUGUCAUUUUACAACUUGGUUUUCAACCCUGAGUUAAACCUCAAGUUAUCAUGUGAUAUUUGCAAUUCGUGUGGCCCACAAAUUUGGAGCAAAAAAGCCCCACAAAUUUGUCUCCAAAAAAUUUGGCCAAGCAAACAAAAGAUUCUAACAAAAUCUUGAUACAAAU